Molecule: messenger RNA, 1995 nt
Organism: Chelonus insularis
Lineage: Eukaryota; Metazoa; Arthropoda; Insecta; Hymenoptera; Braconidae
Product: fork head domain transcription factor slp1-like
Exons: 1
Coding region: 211-1443 (410 amino acids)
Biological process (GO): regulation of transcription by RNA polymerase II
Cellular component (GO): nucleus
Molecular function (GO): sequence-specific double-stranded DNA binding; DNA-binding transcription factor activity
Source: RefSeq, a predicted model, not a curated record
GCUCAACCGGUGCAGUUCGUGUUAACCUUUGUGACAAUCUAAAGGGAUCUGUUAGAAGAAAUAGUUACGAAUUAUCUUGUAGUUACAUCUAAAAGUGUUAACAAUAUUUCAUAACUGAAAGAUUGAAGUGAUAAAUAUUAGUGAAGAACUCAAGUGUCUUAUACUGGAUAUCAGACUGUUUUUAUUUAAUUCAAAAAUAUUAGUGAAAUCAUGGUGAAUAUGGAAGGCUCUAGUGAGCAGCAAACAGUGACAGCUUCUCCACCUCCUCGUACUACCUUAAAAAGUAGCUUCAGCAUUCGGAGUAUUUUACCUGAAGCUUGCACUGGAACUCCAUCAACACCUUCAGUUCAUCAAUCCGUCUCUCCAGAUGUCUCACAUGUUGAAGAUAGUGAUGAUUCUAGUGAUUUGGAUGUUACUGGCGACGGAGCUGAAACACCACCUUUGGAUUGCUCCAGAAAUGCUUCAUCAGAUAGUCCAACGAAUCAACAAAAUCAGCAAAGUGACGAGAAGAAGAAGGCUGAGAAACCUCCUUAUAGUUACAACGCUCUUAUCAUGAUGGCCAUUCGUCAAAGUCCUGAAAAAAGAUUGACUCUCAAUGGUAUUUACGAGUACAUCAUGCGUCACUUUCCGUACUACGAAAACAACAAACAAGGCUGGCAAAAUUCUAUCAGACAUAAUCUGUCGUUGAACAAAUGUUUUGUCAAAGUACCUCGCCAUUAUGAUGAUCCAGGCAAAGGCAACUACUGGAUGUUAGAUCCUAGCUCUGAAGAUGUCUUCAUUGGUGGAACUACUGGCAAAUUGAGAAGAAGAACAACAGCAGCUUCAAGAUCACGUCUAGCUGCUUUCAAACGAUCUGUCGUAUUAGGAGGACUUUAUCCAACUCCUUAUGCACCACCUGGCUGGCCAGCAUCUUUGUAUACAUUACCAUAUUUGCAUCGUACUGGUUAUCCACCAGCAACUGGAGCUUAUCCAACACCAGCAGGAUACCCAGCAAGUUUACUUCCUGGAGCCACCAACACUACCAGCAUGCCAUGCAAACCACAACCACUCUCAGCAUCAGCAGCACCUCAAACUCAUGGUGCUUUCUCCAUGGAAAGGCUUCUCCAAGCUCCUGUUGGUUAUCCUAGUGGUCUUUCUGGACCAACCAUUCCAACACCAACGAGUCCAUACGAUUUCUACGCCACUUUAAGAAAUUUGGCAGCACAUCAACAACAUCAAACUGUCUUUGGUCAACAACCACGGUAUCAUUUGGGUCAACCACCUCUUCCUAGCCAACCUACAUCAACUACAGCAUCACCAGGUAGCAGUCCAGAACCAAUGUCACCACAUUCACCGCCUGUUUCUAUCUGUAAUUCCGUCGGACAACAACCUAGGCAACUUCCACUUAGUUCAUCACAAUUAUUGUUAAAACCCAUCACUGUUCUUUCUGGAAGACAGAGUUGAAAUCCUAGUGAUUUAGCCAGGAUUGAGGUAAAUCACUAGCUUUGCACCGAUUAAACUAAAUUAACUCUGUUCUAAAAAGUGAUUUAAUUAAAAAGAUGUCAUCUUAUCUGUACACAAUUAUGAAAUUAUGUAUAUACAUCAGUCCAAUGUUUUAGAGCAUUUGGAUUUAUUUUGUAAAUUAAUAUUUUGUACAAAUUUUCAAAUGGCAUCUUUUUAACUUGCAAUUACCAAAUUUGAGGCUCAUUGUAAAAUUAAUUAUCGCCUCCCCAGUGAUUAAAUAAAAUUUAGAAAAAAUAUAUAUAUUGUGUAUAUAUAAAAAUAAUUAUAUAAUUGACAUAAUAUCAAAUUAUGUAGUGAGUCUAAUUAUUCAGAUCUCUCGUUAAUAAAUAUCCAAUUAUUCUGGAUGUUGAGGCAAUGAAUGAAUGAAUUGUUAAAAUAUUGUAUAUAAAAAUAAAAAUUAUUAUUUCAUUAUAUUGCUAAUUAUGACAUAUUGUAAAUAAUUCCAAGUCAAGCAACAAGACAAGUAUGUCUGUAUAAAUGUGAAAAUAAAUG